Molecule: messenger RNA, 751 nt
Organism: Candidula unifasciata
Lineage: Eukaryota; Metazoa; Mollusca; Gastropoda; Stylommatophora; Geomitridae
Source: the annotation of a GenBank genome assembly
AUGUCAGCUGUGGUCUGGCAAGCAGUGAUGAUACUGAGCUCUUAUGUCCUGCUGGACAGCAGUGUCCAAGGUUGUAGCCCCGGCUGGUUCGGACAACACUGCGAUUUUCAGUGCAAUUGCAACGUGUCGUUAUCCUGUGGGUCACAGGGAGACUGCCCGCCAAACGAACGCUGCAAGUUGGGAUUUUUCGGACCAGGCUGUCAGUACGUGGACUUGGCUGCAAGAUCGUCCGGCGCUUCCAGCCCUCCGUACUUGUUCGACAAUGACGAGACAAGUUGCAACCCGGACAGCCAGGCAACAUCGGUUCUUUAUGCCCUUACACAUGGCACGCCAGUGUCCUGGUUUCGGAUCUACUCCCGCUACAACCCAAGACAGUACAGCUUCCACGUGAAGAUCAAUGGGUUCGGGCCUUACGACGACGAGAGACAGUACCUGGUCAACCAGCACGUGGUGGACGUCAUGUGGGGCGAGGUCUAUGAGAUCAAGGACAUAACCAUCGUUGGGAACAUCGCUCCAACCAUCUGUUCCAUCCAGAUCACCACAGGUCGGAAUGUGGCCCUGAAGCAGUUUGCCAACCAAUCAAGUGUCUUCAAUGGAGCACAAGGCCAGGCCUCCAACGCCGUGGACGGGUACACCAGCGACAAGAUCAAUGGCAAUUCUUGUGUGGUCACUCGAGAAGAAGCUCCUGCCAUAUGGAGGCUCUAUUUUAGAAGACCACAUAUAGUCUCCAGGGCUUACGUAUAUAGCUCAG